AUGGAAACCGUAACUGAGCCGCGUGAUAUUCCUUUCGUGAAAGAGACAAAACCAGCGGAUUCCAUAAAUCCGGUUGCGUCGAAACUUGUUAAUAAACCAUCAAAAAUUCAUAUCAACCUUCCCAAGGUCUCGCCUAAUGAAAAACGGUCUGUUGGUUUCAAUAUCCCUGAAGGACUUGAUAAUUCUCAAAAUGGUUCGCCUUUAGCGCUUUUAAUAGGAGCUGACGAUGAUUCUACCAUCGUUUCCACUCCCAUUGAUGAAUUUUUCUUGGAUUCACCGACUGCAUCCUCAAUUGACAUCUCUGUUCGAGAUUUAAAUUCUGAUAUUUUGGUUGCUCUCGUGGACCGUAAAGUAGAAAUUAAAGAUCUUUUCGUUCGUAAUCAAGAUUAUUUUGAUUUUGUCAAACAAACCGCCUUCUCCUCCAAUGAUCGUUGGCAAGAAUUUCUCGACGUUCUAUUUUCACCACGUGGACAAAUUCCAGAUUUUGAUUGGAUGAACACAAUCUCUGAAUUAUUAAUUUACACUUGUGGAACUGAUAAUCCGAUUGGUGAUAUGGAUAUCGCUUCUAUACGUGACUAUCCAAAGUCCUUGGAAUAUCUUGAAAAAUCUUAUCCUCAAUUUUUUGAAAAUGCCCAUCAAAUUUUGAGUCGUGAAAGACACCGUAAAGGUAGCUUUUUAGGUGGAAAUCAUUUGACUGAUGAUAUACCUCUUCAGUCUGAAAAUGAUAUGAUAGUUAAUAGCAAUAAUUCUGUGUCGAAACCAACAACACUUUACGAUGAAUUCAAAAGAAUUUUACUUUGUCCAAGAUCCGAAAUGGACGAUGUUGAAUGGGACAUUUCUAUUUAUGAACUUUUGGACCCUUGGCCACAACUUGUUGCUCAAUUUGAAGAAAUUAUUGCUCAUGAAAUUAAUGAGUGA
Cetraspora pellucida is the source of this 918-nucleotide messenger RNA. The record is from the annotation of a GenBank genome assembly. NCBI's taxonomy places the organism in Eukaryota, Fungi, Glomeromycota, Glomeromycetes, Diversisporales, Gigasporaceae.